Pisolithus orientalis is the source of this 315-nucleotide messenger RNA. Its product is annotated as Metallo-dependent phosphatase. The transcript has 4 exons. Lineage: Eukaryota; Fungi; Basidiomycota; Agaricomycetes; Boletales; Pisolithaceae. The record is from RefSeq and is a predicted model, not a curated record. Gene Ontology annotation, cellular component: cytoplasm. Gene Ontology annotation, biological process: G1/S transition of mitotic cell cycle; peptidyl-serine dephosphorylation. The coding region runs from base 1 to 315 and encodes 104 amino acids. Gene Ontology annotation, molecular function: protein serine/threonine phosphatase activity.
AUGUGGUCAGAUCCUGACGACAUCGAUAAUUGGGCUGUAAAUCCCAGCGGUGCGAGUUGGCUAUUCGGAGGUAACGUAACUCGAGAGUUCAACCACGUCAACUCAAUCUCACUCAGCUACAAAUACAUGUUCGACAACGCCCUAGUCACCAUAUGGUCCGCACCCAAUUAUUGCUAUCGACGUGGGAACAUGGCGUCGCUGUUAACGCUAAGAGAAGGUGUGGAACAUGAAUUCAAGGUAUUUGGUCUGGUUCCCUGGAAUGAGAGGGACAAGGGGAUGGGCAGGCCGAAUUCCGGAAUGCAAUAUUUUGUAUAG